CACGUGACCACUUGCGACUGACCCAAUUUUUCUUUUCCUUCCAACGGCAUGCUUCUGUAUGGCUUUGAGAGUUUGCUGCUUUAGCCCACAAUGAAAAGAUCAGCCACCGACGACAUUCAUUCCAGUACCCAGAAGCGUCCUCUGAAUCACACUCAUUCACCAGCACAAACUUCUCCUCCACCAUACUACAGCAAUGCCUCUCCUGCUUCUAUAACGUCUUCUUCGCCCCAAUAUACUCCACAACAUCGACGAUCACCAAAAGAGACUAGGAAAUAUGUCGGCUGUUCCAGGAUAUCCGACUAUGAAAUGGAGGACAAGCUAGGUGAAGGAACAUUUGGAGAAGUACACAAAGCACGUCGAAAACCAACAGGAGAAUUAGUAGCCCUCAAAAGGAUUCUUAUGCACAAUGAAAAGGAUGGAGUGCCCAUAACAGCUAUCCGUGAGAUCAAAAUCCUGAAGCAGCUUCAUCAUAAAAAUAUCGUUCCUUUGACAGAUAUUGCAGUUCAGAAAGGAAACCGAAGUAAAAAAGAAAGAACAAGUAUAUACAUGGUAUUCCCGUAUAUGGACCAUGAUCUGGCUGGCCUUUUGGAGAACCCAUCUGUUAAGCUCUCCGUACCCCAAAUUAAAACCUAUCUCAAGCAACUUUUGGAAGGAACUUCCUACUUACAUCAUAACAAAAUUUUGCAUCGUGACAUGAAGGCGGCCAAUCUUUUAAUCAGCAAUGAAGGUAUACUUCAAAUAGCUGACUUUGGAUUGGCCAGAGGCCUGGAGGAAGAUGGAAAAGAAUAUACCAAUUGCGUUGUAACCAGAUGGUACCGACCACCAGAACUCUUCCUUGGUGAACGACGAUAUACAACGGCCAUUGAUAUGUGGGGUGUUGGCUGUGUCUUUGGUGAAAUGUUAAAGUCCAGACCAAUAUUACAAGGUUCAACCGAUCUUGACCAGCUGCAGAAAAUCUUCUGGUUAUGUGGUUCUCCCACGCAGGAAACCAUGCCGGACUGGGAUAACUUACCCCAAGCGAACACCGUUACGUUUGGCCCAUACCAACGUCGAGUCAAAGAUGAAUUUUCAUCUUUUGGAUCACAGGCCGCUGGUUUGUUGGAUCAACUCCUGGUCCUUGACAAAAAUAAGCGUUUGACUGCCGACGCUGCUCUGGAUCAUGACUAUUUCUGGACGAACCCAUUGCCUGCUGAACCUACGGACUUGCCGAAAUAUGAGGCUUCACACGAAUACGAUAGACGCAAACAGAAGCAAGAGCAUCACAAUGGCAAUGGUCCCCAUAAACCUGGUAGAGAUAGCUCUCUCCCCGCCAUCGGAGCUCCACCUCAUCAAGCAUUACCGUCCUCAAAUUACGCCGGACGGCAUGGAUACGGAUCCAACCAGGCAGGUCGAAAAUACGAUAACAAUGAUCGCUACAAAUCGUAUGAUAGAGAUAGAAGCUAUCAUGAUAAGCUUGAUCGAAGGGAUGGGCAUGAUAGAGACAAGGAUCGUGAUAGGGAUCGUGAUAGAGACAGGGACAGAGAUCGAGGACGUGAUCGAGAUAGAGAUAGAGACAGAAGUAAUCGAAAUGAUCACUCCAGCUCUAGCAAAGAUCAUCGUCCGCCUCAUCCGCUCCCUGCCAGACCUUCGACUACUGUUCCUCCUGCACCAACUAAGCGUUAUUAAAUGGAAUUUUCACUAUUCGCUCCUGAACAAUCAAUGCUUUCAAUGUAGUAUAGUUAAAGAUGUGUUUUCGUGAUAAUGUUGAUUACGAUAUAAAUCAUGA
Molecule: messenger RNA, 1765 nt
Organism: Umbelopsis ramanniana AG
Lineage: Eukaryota; Fungi; Mucoromycota; Umbelopsidomycetes; Umbelopsidales; Umbelopsidaceae
Exons: 6
Coding region: 91-1665 (524 amino acids)
Biological process (GO): protein phosphorylation
Cellular component (GO): nucleus
Molecular function (GO): cyclin-dependent protein serine/threonine kinase activity; ATP binding
Source: RefSeq, a predicted model, not a curated record